UUGUUCUGGGAUACGAUUGUAAUUGAUAUUUUCAGGGGCGACUGCACAGGACCCUCAGUUCGGUACGUGUCGUGCAACUUGGAUCCAUGUCCUGAUGGAACGGAUUUCCGUGCUGAACAAUGCGCUGCUCAUAACGACGAUCCAAUCGACGGACAGUACCAUAAGUGGUUACCGUACAAGGGCAAAAACAAGUGCGAGCUUCUGUGUAAACCCGAGAAUGGCAACUUUUACUAUAAAUGGGAUGACACCGUCGUUGAUGGAACCAAGUGCGAUUCCAAAGGCGAAGACAUCUGCGUCGAUGGCGUCUGUUUGCCACUUGGAUGUGAUGGGAAACUCGGAUCAGCACUGAAGUUGGAUAAGUGUGGUGUGUGCGAUGGCGACGGCUCGAAAUGCAAAACGAUCGAAGGCUCUUUCGAUGAACGAAAUCUUUCACCUGGAUAUCACGAUGUUAUGCGAAUUCCUGUGGGAGCCACGGCCAUCAAAAUCGAGGAGGCUCGUCCAAGUUCAAACAACCUAGCCAUGAAGACUCGAAAAGAUCAGUACUUUUUGAAUGGGAACUCAAUGAUCCAGGUGGAAAAGGAUGUCGAGCUGAACGGCGUCUACUUCGAAUAUGAUGACGGAAAACCGGAGAGGAUUACCGCAAAGGGACCACUGCAGGAGGAAGUCGUCGUGUCUGUGUUGAUCCGCAAAGGAAACAGGGACGUGUCAGUCAAGUACGAGUUUUCCAUCCCUGUUGUUGAUGAGGUCGACUACAUAUAUAAGCCUGGAGAAUGGUCAGCAUGUUCGGUCACUUGUGGAAAAGGACAACAAACAAGGACACCGUAUUGCAUUGAAACAAAGACACAAGCUCGAGUUGAUGACCAACUUUGCGAUGAUGCCAACUCAACGAAACCAGAGUACGAAAAGGAAUGCGAAACCGUGGACUGCGAAGCCGAAUGGUUCGAAGGAGAAUGGGAACCAUGUUCCCAAACUUGCGGCGACAAGGGCGUGCAGUAUCGCGUAGUGUAUUGCCAUCAGGUCUUUGCCAAUGGUCGACGUAUCACCGUCGAAGACGGCAACUGUACUGAAGAGCGGCCUGCUGUGCAGCAAGAGUGCAACAGAUUCGCCUGUCCUGAAUGGCAAGCAGGACCAUGGUCAGCUUGCUCUGAGAAAUGCGGUGAUGCAUUCCAAUACCGCUCGGUGACGUGUCGAUCAGAAAAGGAAGGCGAAGAGGGCAAACUACUCCCGGCUGACGCAUGCGGUUCGGAGAACAUUUUGGAAUCUGAACGACCCUGCAAUCUUGGACCGUGUACCGGCCUCAAAUUCUUCACAUCAGACUGGAAACUGUGCUCGAAAUGCAAUGAUACCGAAGAGACCCGUGAGGUGACUUGCAAAGACACUCAAGGACGAGCUUAUCCUCUAGAGAAAUGUUUGACAGAUGAUGAGAAAGAGAUUCCUCCAGAUACCAGAGCAUGUGCCACGCAACAGCCGUGCAAUUACGAGUGGACGGCCAGCCAGUGGUCAAAGUGCUCUACCGAGUGCGGUCAUGGCCACAAAACCAGACGGGUAAUUUGUGCUAUCCACGAGGAAGGCGACGUUACGGUGGUCGACGAAGCACUGUGUCAAGGUGAAAAGCCUGAAGGAAAGACCAACUGCACUAAUGAGGAGAAGUGUACCGGUACAUGGUACAGUAGCCCGUGGUCACCAUGCAGUGCAGAGUGUGGAGGAGGAACUCAAGAACGUGUAGCGGUGUGCCUCAACUAUGAUAAGAAGCCGGUUCCGGAAUGGUGUGACGAAGCCGAAAUGCCUACUAUUACCCAGGACUGCAACACCGAUGAAUGUCCAUCUUGCUUCGACUCCGAGUUUGGAUGCUGUCCUGACAACACCACCUUUGCCACUGGAGAUUUCAAUCAGGUUCGGUCAAAAUACGUUUUACACAAGGAUGUUCAAACUGCAGUAUUCAGCGAAUUUGGUUGCUGUGCCGAUAACUAUACGGAAGCUACGGGCAAGGGCGGAAAGGGAUGCGAAGAAUUUGUUGAAUCGCCCUUGAACCUUGAAGAAGCCAGCGAAGGAUCCGGUGAAGAGAAAAACGGCGAAUGUCAGGUUAAGAGUGAGAACGGCGAUAUGGCAACGGUGGACUGCUCUGUGGCAAAUGCCACGACAACUGACCUUGACGGCCUUUUCGGAUCGUGUAACGAAACGGAAUACGGUUGCUGUCACGAUGAUGUCACCUUGGCGCGUGGACCAAAUCUUGAAGGAUGUGGUGAGCCAACGUGCGCUGGAUCUCUGUACGGAUGUUGUAAGGAUCGCAAGACCAUCGCAUUUGGACCACACUACGCUGGAUGUGAAAGGUCUGUCAGUCGCAUUAUACGGAAGCUGUCUGAAAUCUUGAUCUGCGCAGACCCGGUGAAACGGCCAGCACUUGAGCAAACUGGUACCGGAUGCGGAGAGAAUUGCCUUGACGACGAAGUAUGCUGCUGUCCUGAUGGUAAAAGCACGGCAAAAGGACAUCAUAAUGAAGGAUGUGGAUGCGUAUAUGCGCAAUAUGGAUUGUGUAGCGUAUAUACGGCAGAAGGACGUUGCUCACAGUUUUGGUAUGGAGGAUGUGACGGUAACGACAAUCGCUUUGCCACUAAAGAGCAGUGUGAGACGAUCUGUGUAGAACCGCCCGAAUCACUUUCUGUAAGGACGUUGGACCAUUCGCAGUGCCAACGACGGCAGCUCCUCCACCUCCUCAACCGCCACAGAUGCCACACGGUGAAUCCACCGAGGCUGACCAUGAGGUUGUCGCCCAUCCCAUUCCCGACGACAACCAACGGACAACGAUACGAUGAGCGACCACGACCACCUAUGCCAACGAUCGAAGAGGUGUGCCGGUCUACGCAAGACUCUGGUCCAUGCCAGGACUACUCCGAUCAGUUCUACUAUGACGCCUACAAAGGAACCUGCCAGACGUUCAUCUAUGGCGGUUGUGGAGGGAACCUCAAUCGUUUCCGGACUGAAGAAGAAUGUAUGCAACGCUGUGGUUUCCUUAAUCCUACGGCCGCUCCUGCUCAUGAAGGACAUCACCCAGGACAUGAAGAUCCCCGUGUACGACCACCACCACCGGUCGUUCCACAGCAGCCACCUUACGGUGGUCAACCUCACGCAGUGAAAUCACGACAAUCGUGCCAUUUGCCGCUUGACGUCGGCUAA
This is a messenger RNA of Cooperia oncophora, 3174 nucleotides long. Lineage: Eukaryota; Metazoa; Nematoda; Chromadorea; Rhabditida; Trichostrongylidae. The record is from the annotation of a GenBank genome assembly.